Messenger RNA from Paramecium pentaurelia, 772 nucleotides. The record is from the annotation of a GenBank genome assembly. NCBI's taxonomy places the organism in Eukaryota, Ciliophora, Oligohymenophorea, Peniculida, Parameciidae.
AUGAAAUAAUAAUCAGUUUCUACACCUACAGCUUAAUUUGGAUUUAGACAUUCUCUAUAGAUCUAAUCUUCUCCAAAUAUCAAACUAUACUAAUAGUCUCCUUAUUAAUCACCUUAUUAAUCACCAUUAUUAUAAUAACCAUCUUUAUCAUAAUAAAGAUAACCAAUACAAUAAAGUAAUUUUGGUAAUGUUAAUAAAACACUAUUUAAUGAUGGUCAAAAUUAAAAGAACAAAUAAUUACAAUUAGUAGAUUUGAAUCAUAUUGAAGAACCAUGGAAAUAAAAAGUUUUAGAAUUAGAAAGAAAAGUUUAAUAAUUAGAAUAAUAAUAAUAAAAUGAAGAAUGUGAUUAUAAUGAGAGUGAAUUAUCUCAAGUUUAUAGUCAAAUUUAAUAGUUAGUGAAUACUAUAAAAAUAUUACAAGAAGAAAUUUAAAAUUUGUAAGAAAAAUUAAACAUUAAAUAAAAUAUUAUUGACGGUUAUAAUUCAUAAUUAAUAUCAAAAGAUAAAGAAUUAGAAGAUUAAAAUACUUACAUUUAAGAAAUACAUAAUUAAUUAGAAGAUUAAACUUUAUUAAUAGAAAAUAAACAAAAGUUUUUAUUUGAUGAAAUAAAUUCAUGGAAAAGAAAGUUUAUUGAAUAAAAUAAGUAUAUAUUAUAUUAAUUAUUUUAGAGGAUUACAUAAAAUUUAAGAAGAAUCAAUUAUGCUCUAAACAUAAAUUGAUAAUCUUAAAAAUAUUAAAUUGAUCUUAAAUAAAUAGAGUGAAUAAACAUGA